Molecule: messenger RNA, 1640 nt
Organism: Atta colombica
Lineage: Eukaryota; Metazoa; Arthropoda; Insecta; Hymenoptera; Formicidae
Product: carbohydrate sulfotransferase 8-like
Exons: 6
Coding region: 493-1554 (353 amino acids)
Biological process (GO): carbohydrate biosynthetic process
Cellular component (GO): membrane
Molecular function (GO): sulfotransferase activity
Source: RefSeq, a predicted model, not a curated record
UUCACCGCCGAGCACUGCAUGCAAGAGCGAUCCUAAUCGCGACUCUAUCGCGAUUAGCGCCGAGGACGUCCGCAGAGCUGACGCAACUCUUUCCAGACCUCUGACACGCGCUCGCCAGUCGUCCUGCAAGAGUGACAAGAUAUCAGACGAAAGAAUGAUUGAAAUUCCUGCGACACGUCAUACAUCGUAAUCGUCAAACAAACCUACGUGAUAUUUUAUCAAUUACACUUUGACGUCAUCAAAUAUUUGAUUGCAAGGAAAAAAGUUAUAGAAAGUUACCUCAUUUUAAUUGCGUGAUUGCUUGGGGCUGGCAGUACUUUAGAUCCAUCACUGUCGGGAAACGGUUCACGAAACCGGUCAGUCAGUUGCCUCGGCAGAAGGCAGAGAGAAUGUUCGUCUCGUGGGUUUUAGAAAAUUCCGUUGUUAAAAAGCCACAAGCGGAGGAUUCACAAAAUUGUAAACGUAAAAACCAUAUCUCGCCAUACCGAUAUCAUGUCGCGGCAGCGGAAACGCGCGCUCUUCCGGAUACUUCAAAUCAUCGUUUGUUUUGGAGUUGUCUUCUUGACGCUGAAGCUAUUUCUCGCUGUUAUCGGCGACGAGAGCAGACCUCUUCCCAUCGACGACGAUCUAAGAAAGCUGAUGAUCGAAGUCGAAGCGGAUAAUACACGACGAGCGUUGAACAUUGAAAGAGUUUGUAAAAAGUAUAAUUUGGGAUUUUAUCGAAAGCUCGCCGAUAACUCUCUAUUCAAGCAUCCACCUGCGCCGCAGUAUGCGGUCUUCUAUAUGGACAGAGUACACAACAUAUCAUACUGUCCAGUGUAUAAAGCCGGCACCACGACCUGGCUCUACAAUCUUUGUCUGUUAAUGAACGUGCCCGAGGAGACGUUGAAUAGUGGUAAAGAACAGCUGUCGACUAUCGCUAGGAGAGUGAUACCGGAACUUGAGUAUCCUGAAGCCGAUCACGUUCUGACAACGAGCAGAAAAUUGUUAAUCGUGCGACAUCCUUUUGAGAGGUUGUUAAGCGCCUAUCGUGAUAAAUUGGAGAACUCCAUCGCCGGACGGGAACACGGGACACUUUAUUUCUAUCGCAAAUUCGGGGCCAAGAUUGUGCAGAAGUAUCGUAAAGAAAAUUUCACGGAGCCACAGCCGAAUCAAGUGAUCCGACGCGAGGGUGUACCGCCACCGGCUGGGAUGGAACCGAUCUUCCGAGAGUUCAUCGAAUACAUGAUCGAGACUGACCUAGGCAGUUACGAAGACGAUCAUUGGAUGCCAUAUUAUCUCUUUUGCACACCGUGCCUCGUUAAAUACGACAUCAUCGCAAAGGUGGAAUCACUGUGGAGAGAUCAGGUAUAUGCGAUCAAUAAAUUAGGAUUGCAAGAUAAGAUCAAGCCCAGAUGGAGACAUAGUAACAGUUACGCUAAUGCCUCCAAGAUAUACUUUAGCCAAUUAAACAAAGAGAUGGUGCGAAGACUGUAUGAGAAGUUAAGGCUGGAUUUUGAACUAUUCGAUUAUUCACCUGAUGUUUACUACGAAUACGCUACGUCUAUUAAUUAAUUAAAGUUGAUCGAGUGAACUUUGUGUCAACAGUCUAUUAAGAAUAAUUUUUUUUUAUAAUAAUAUAAUAAUUAUCGUGUCUAGAA